CGGGCCUCUCUGUAAGCUAGAUCGUCCUCGGCGCCGUCGCUUUCCACCUUCCCCUCCCCUCCGUCACCAACCACGGUUGCUUCAGGGGCGGAGCAAUGCGGCGAGACAAGGAUCUGCGCCCGCCAUGGACAGGCACACACCAGAUAGAUUCAGAGGGAGGUGGAGCGGCGCCAUCACCACCACCUCCGUCACGCACGCGAUUUCUUCCUUUUUUUUUUCAAAUCGAUUAGUAGUUCAGCUCGAGUCCUCGUUACGCAACUCAGCUCAACCAACCGGCGUCGGCCAGCUGAUGAGUGAUCGAUCGAGCUGCAUGUCUGGCCGGCCGCGCCGCGCCUGGUGUGACGUGCCAUCUCCAUGGCCAUGGCCAUCUCUCUCCCCCCCUGCCUGCUUCUUGGCCUUUUAUUCGCCCUGCCUCUAGCUUCUUCCUCCAGGAUCGGAAUCGGAUCUUGGUGCUUCCCAAGCUAGUUAGCAAGCAGCAGCCGUGCUAGCUGGUGUUACUGCUACGUUCUUGCAGAGGCCGCCGCCGGCCGGCCGGCUCCUCGCUCAUCCACCGACGAUGGGGCUCCGCGACUCCUCCGUGCUGCUGGCCGCUCUGUCCCUCGCGCUCGCCUACUGCUCCGUUUCAGUGGUGGCCUACGAUCCCCUGGACCCUCGGGGCAACAUCACGAUAAAGUGGGACGUGAUCUCAUGGACGCCCGACGGGUACGUGGCGAUGGUGACGAUGAGCAACUACCAGAUGUACCGGCACAUCAUGUCCCCGGGCUGGACGGUGGGCUGGUCGUGGGCGAAGAAGGAGGUGAUCUGGUCCAUCGUCGGCGCGCAGGCCACGGAGCAGGGCGACUGCUCCAAGUUCAAAGGCGGCAUCCCUCACUGCUGCAAGCGCACCCCCGCCGUGGUCGACCUCCUCCCCGGGGUGCCCUACAACCAGCAGAUCGCCAACUGCUGCAAGGCCGGCGUCGUGUCGGCGUACGGCCAGGACCAGGCCGGCUCCGUCUCCGCGUUCCAGGUCUCCGUCGGCCUCGCCGGCACCACCAACAAGACGGUCAAGCUCCCCAAGAACUUCACCCUCAUGGGUCCGGGGCCAGGGUACACCUGCGGGCCGGCGACCGUCGUCCCGUCCACCGUGUACUGGACGCCCGACCACCGGCGACGGACGCAGGCGCUCAUGACCUGGACCGUCACCUGCACCUACUCGCAGCAGCUGGCGUCCAAGUACCCGUCCUGCUGCGUCUCCUUCUCCUCCUUCUACAACGACACCAUCGUGCCCUGCGCCAAGUGCGCCUGCGGCUGCGGCCAUGGCGGCCACGCCGGACCGGGAGGCUGCAUCGAGGGGGACUCCAAGCGCGCGCUGUCGCCGGGAGUGAACACGCCGCGGAAGGACGGGCAGGCGCUGCUGCAGUGCACGCCGCACAUGUGCCCUGUCCGUGUGCACUGGCAUGUCAAGCUCAACUACAAGGACUACUGGCGCGCCAAGAUCGCCAUCACCAACUUCAACUACAGGAUGAACUACACGCAGUGGACGCUGGUGGCGCAGCACCCAAACCUGGACAAUGUCACCGAGGUCUUCAGCUUCCAGUACAAGCCGCUGCUACCAUACGGCAGCAUCAAUGACACUGGCAUGUUCUACGGGCUCAAGUUCUACAACGAUUUUCUGAUGGAGGCCGGGCCGUUCGGGAACGUGCAGUCGGAGGUGCUCAUGCGCAAGGACGCCAGGACAUUCACCUUCAGCCAGGGAUGGGCCUUCCCGCGCAAGAUCUACUUCAACGGCGACGAGUGCAAGAUGCCGCCGCCGGACUCGUACCCGUACCUGCCCAACGCCGCGCCCGUCGCCGCCUCGCAGCUGGUCGUGUCCGCCGCCGCCUCAGCGUUCCUACUGGCGCUGCUCCUGGUGGCAUGACCGAUCAGGGCCUCCAUUUCUUCUUCCUUUAAUUUGUUUCCCUUCCACCUCUCAUCCGUCGCCGUCUUCAUCAAUCCCAUUCCCGUGGGCAGGCAGGGGGCAGCAGAGCAGAGUAGGCAGGGCAUAUUGGUUGCCAAGACUUCAACACUUGGGUUUUGCUUCGCUUAAUUGCUUCGUCAGAGGGAAACUGUCAUGUACUGUAUGUAAUGUAACUUCCCAGUUGCAGGUCGUCAGAUGGCAAGACAAUCAGGCUGGCAGACUUUUUGGGUCUGCAACUACUAUUAGAGAGCCUGCCUGAGCGAGAGAGAGAAAAAAAAGCAGACAUAUAGAGCACACAUGAUUUCUGUGAUUUCGUACUGUAUACAUAAUCCAGAUACUCUGUUCGAAUGAUAUAUGAAUCAACAUACUGAACAUCAGGAUGCUUUUCUGAACCAAA
Messenger RNA from Sorghum bicolor (sorghum), 2333 nucleotides. RefSeq names its product COBRA-like protein 5. The record is from RefSeq and is a predicted model, not a curated record. Gene Ontology annotation, cellular component: plasma membrane. Bases 557 to 1897 code for a protein of 446 amino acids. Gene Ontology annotation, biological process: plant-type cell wall cellulose biosynthetic process; cellulose microfibril organization. The transcript has 3 exons. NCBI's taxonomy places the organism in Eukaryota, Viridiplantae, Streptophyta, Magnoliopsida, Poales, Poaceae.